Molecule: messenger RNA, 2692 nt
Organism: Marasmius oreades (fairy-ring Marasmius)
Lineage: Eukaryota; Fungi; Basidiomycota; Agaricomycetes; Agaricales; Marasmiaceae
Exons: 11
Coding region: 346-2583 (745 amino acids)
Cellular component (GO): cytoplasm
Molecular function (GO): protein binding
Source: RefSeq, a predicted model, not a curated record
GACGCGCUUCUUGCGUCUCUACUUCCACGACGAUGGAUAUUGUUUCUCAUUGCUCUGAACUCAAAUCGGUCCCUUUAGUCUACUCGAUAGACAGCUCAACUCCUCCAAGCGGUCGCUAUGUUGCCGAGAACAUUCUCGUCGAUAGUCCAACUGACCAGUCGAGUCGAUGGAGUACCUCAGUACACAACGAUUCAAACCAAUGGAUCACUCUCCGGCUGAACAGCCUUUCCAUUGUCAAAAGUAUAACAUUCGGCAAAGUACGUCGCUUGAUACAAACGACUACCUGGUUCCCUAGUAAUCGUGACGUUUUUGCCCGGGUAGUUCCAUAAAUCACAUCCGUGCAACAUGAAGGAUUUCAAGGUCUAUUUGGGUCUGGCACGAGAACAAAUGGUGGAGGUUCUUCACGGAAGCCUGAAAAAUGAUAACAUCCCGGAAACCUUCUCUCUGAAGUACGUAGACGAUUCUGGUCUUUGCUUCCCAACUCUCUAUGUUAAAAUAGUUCCCUUGUCUGCCCACGGAGCAAGCUUCAAUUCGUCUAUAUGGUACAUCUCGAUGACCGGUAUCGCAGAUGAAGCUGUCAUACAACGCGUCAAACAGGUGUACGACCAGUAUCAAGAGACUCAAGCGUUACGCCAUCUGUUGAAGCAUCUGCGACAGCGUAGACUCUUAACUCCUUACCAAUCGAUUCUGGAACGUGCUGGCGUUGAAGUUGAACAUCCCCUGGUUUCCAAGCUCCAUUCCAGCACUGUACUUCAUGGAGACUGGACAAAUGCGGAGCGGGUUCUACAUGAGCUCUCGGACACCGGUCUGUUUGAAAGCCAUCUGCAAUCUCAUCAGUCUCGCGCGAUUUGGAAGCGGAUACAUGGUGGGGGUGGAGAUAAUGUCCCUUCACCUCGCGGCGGCCAUGCCAUGUGUAUCGACCACCGAAAUUCGUUAAUCUAUCUUUUUGGAGGAUUCGAUGGACGGCAAUGUCUUGACGAUUUGUGGGUGUAUGAUAUAUGCAAGCGGACGUGGAGAAGUUUAGAUGAGAGCACCUCAUCGCAACUGGAGGCUCCCGGCCCACGGUCUUGUCAUAAGAUGGUUCAUGAUCCAACCUCGAAUUCUCUCUACGUUCUCGGAAAAUUGCCGGAAUCUGAUGAACUGAAAACAAGGCAGAAUGGGAACACGCCAGCGUCGAGAGAUAGAAUCGCACCCUCACGAACGAGCGCGUCCGAGUUUUAUCGAUAUGAUGUAGAAGGUAGGACGUGGGAGCAGUUGACCGACCCCGCGGGUGUCGGUGGGCCAUCCCUCUUAUUUGAUCACCAGAUGGCUAUAGACGGUGAUCGACGAAUAAUAUAUGUUUCGGGGGGAAGAGUUGGGGACGGAGAGGGGUGGUCCAACACCAAAUACUCGGGAAUGUACAGCUAUAGCCUGCAACACAAGAAGUGGCUACUUCUUCAACAUUUGGAGACUGGCGUACACUCGACCGUGGUAAUUCCACCACGGUUUGGCCAUUCCAUGGUACUUGAUCCCACAACGCAAACUCUGUUCCUUUUCGCGGGUCAGCAUGGGGACAAUUUCCUCUCAGAUCUCUACUCUUAUGACAUCAAUACCAGUACGGCCAAAGAAUUAUCCUCAAACAUCACUGCAUGUGGAGGUCCCGAGCCCUCAUUCUCGCAACGAGCUGUGAUUAACCCGAAAGCUCAGGAAAUAUACGUUUUCAACGGGUUGACAAGAGCUCCGACUUCAGGCUCACUUACCUUCCUGCCCCCCAAUUCACCAUGCUGGGUGUACAGAUAUCGGGAUCGUCCCGGAAAGUGGUUACGCGUUCUUCAUGGUCCCACCGGGAGUCCUAUCAAUGACGACGAAAUACCGGUCUCCCGUUUCGCACAAGAGGUUGUUUACGACCCCACCACAUCGAGUAUCUAUUUCCAUGGUGGAAAUACGGGUACAAGCGGUCCAUUGGGAAAAGCGUUCGAGAAGGAUAAUGAGAAGGAGGUUACUGGCUCAGAGGAACGAUUAGGGGAUUUCUGGGAGAUGAAACUACAGCGGUCGUCCUCCUCAGAUGUAAUACGACGAGCUACCUUUCUCAUUCGUCAGCAACGGUUUAAGGAGAUGUGCGAGGAGUCACCGGCAGUACGAGCUUUGGCAUUCCUGCAAAAUGAAGUGUCAAGCGUCGUAAAUCAUCAUGAUCCUGAGGAGGCAGAGUCAUUCAGGACUCUGCUCACACACCUUCUCUCGUCUCAUAGCAUGCCAGGGAGCCCACCAUUACACGAAGUUCCAGAGCGAAGUGGCGAGACACUUCCGCCACGAAAGCGAACACGACCCAACACACCAGAACAAUCACCAGUGCGACUCUCUAGGACUGAAGCAGGCGGAGCUACUACAGGAACGUCGUCGUCUCGGUCCGCUGGAAAGAAUGUAGCAGAGCGGAUGUUAGAGACAAAGGAUCCGUUGGAACCUGCGACAGACGCAUCAUCUGAACAGAGGUUUCAACAACGCAACGAGGUGUUUGAGAAGAUUUUGCACUUCAUCGAUCAGGACGAGAAGCAACCUACAAGUAAUCUCUUAGAUUUAUUCGGGAUCAAUUUGUCGCCGUGUUGACUGAGCUCGAUUCUCACUAUAGAAUAAACUAUUUUCUUACUGUCUUUGAGUAUCGACUAUUGUAGUUUUUCGCGCUAGAAAAUGGUCAAUGUCAUUUUUCACAGCCCUC